This is a messenger RNA of Salvelinus sp. IW2-2015, 1275 nucleotides long. Lineage: Eukaryota; Metazoa; Chordata; Actinopteri; Salmoniformes; Salmonidae. The record is from RefSeq and is a predicted model, not a curated record.
AUGAUGAUGUUAUUGAAGGUGGUGGUGGAGGAGGAGGUGUUGGAGGUUCCAGACCUGACGGCGGAGGUGGAGAAGACAGUGUCCCAGCAGGCCAUCCAGCUGCUGGGGAAGGAGAUGAGAGGGAAGGGCAUCCCUGUGCCUUCACCACGCCAGCCUUGUCCCCGCCCUGAGACAGCCCUAUCCCACACACUACACAUGGAACGCCCUCUCACUCCAAACCUAGCACUACUCCAGGAACCAUCGUUACUCUUGGAGACCCCUCUCAGCCCAGCCCUGGCCCACGACCCAGUUCUGUCCAGUGACCAGGAGCUGGACCCUCUGUGGCAGCGGCAGAACAGAGUGGCAGCCUCCCUCCUGAACCCUCUGCAUCCGGGGAAACGCUUGCUGAGCUACAGUGACUCAGCCCUGUAUAAGCUAGACCCCAGACGAGACCCAGACCAGGAGCAGAACCAGGUCUGGAGCAUCCCUUGCUGCAAUCCUCUGACCCAGCACCAACUAGCCACAGCCUGGGAGCCCCCCAUAUCCCCUAGCCUCCCUCCACAGCACCACCCCUUCUCCAUGGGAGAGCAGACAAGGGAGGAGAGGCGAGGAGGACAGGACAGGAGUUCUAAGGAGAGGUAUCACCAGACCCAGAAGAACAUGUCUCCUCUCUUCCAGAGACGGAAGCAGCUCUGUGAGGGCCAGCGAAGUCUGUCCUUUGGGUUUGGGGGUAGUCUGUCCAAGCCCUCAGGAGAAGAGCUGUCAGAGGGGAGGCCGUGGAGAGGAGAUAUGCCUGUGAUGAGCCUUACAGGAGGAGAGGAGUCUGUGUGUGGGGUAGACAGGGCUGGAGACAGAGAGGACAGAGAGGACAGGGAGAGGCUGACGGAGGUCCCUGUCGUCACCCUGUAUGCUGAGCUGCCCAUGGAAGCCAGACGUCUGCUGGUGGCCAGAGCUCUGGCUUUGGGCCUGAAUGAUGAAGAUCUCCGCUACAAGGUCUCAGUGUGGCAGGUAAGACAUGACAGUUAAGACAUGACGACAGGUAAGACAUGACAGUUAAAACAUGACGACAGGUAAGACAUGACAGUUUGACUGACGUGGCAGGUAAGACAUGACAGGUAAGACAUGACACUUUGGCUGACGUGGCAGGUAAGACAUGACACUUUGGCUGACGUGGCAGGUAAGACAUGACACUUUGGCUGACGUGGCAGGUAAGACAUGACAGUUUAACUGACGUGGCAGGUAAGACAUGACAGUUUGACUGACGUGGCAGGUAAGACAUGACAGUUUUGACUGACG